Messenger RNA from Penaeus vannamei (Pacific white shrimp), 1099 nucleotides. Lineage: Eukaryota; Metazoa; Arthropoda; Malacostraca; Decapoda; Penaeidae. The record is from RefSeq and is a predicted model, not a curated record.
GCAGAUGUAAGCGAUGUAAACAAACAAGUGUCAAUGAUCCGUAACUUAUAGCUGAAUUCUACUGAUUUACACAUUUAUCAUUGGAUAUUUUUUGGGAAAUCAGCACUUCAAUAUGGAUCUUACCACGUUUUCCCAAGAAAGCUUUGAGCCAAAGGAAUGGAUUAACAAUAUCUUCCGAAGCCCAGAAGCGCAUCAAAAUAGAGAUCAUUAUGCAUCAUCUCAAGUCCUAAGACUUCAACUUGCAAUUCAAGAAGUGAAUAAUGCUUUAGAGGAAACCAGCCAACAGGUGAUGGCCAGCCUGCCAAGGGUACUGAGAGACAUAGAAUCUCUGGGUCAUGAGGUGGCUGUGCUCAAGAACCAGAUGAAGAGUGUGAGGCAAGACAUUGAAAAGGUGGGGUUGAGCAACACAGCUGCCAGCAUGCAGACCCUUGUCAAGCUGGAUUCCUUGAAGGGAAGAUUAGUGGCUUCCUCCCAGGCUCUCCGUGAGGCUGAUAAUUGGACCACACUUUCCACGGAUAUUGAGGAGGUAAUGGACAGUGGAGAUAUUGAUGCCAUUGCCAGCAAGUUAGUAGCCCUCCAGAAUUGCCUGGGGAUUUUGACCCAUGUGCCUGACUAUGAAGAUCGCGUGGCACACCUUGAAGGUUUGAAGGUCAGACUGGAAGCGCUGGCCAGCCCACACAUUGUAGCUGCAUUUACACAACAUAAUCUAGAUGAAUCUGUGAAAUAUGCAAGACUUCUACGAUCACUAGGGCGAGUUGAUCAGCUGGAAAGUUACUAUCACAAGUGCGAGAUUGGUCAGCUGGGCACUGCUUGGCGGAAUGGAGUUGAGGGGUCCCAGUUAAGUGGCCCAGCACUGUGGCUGACUUCCUUCUAUGAUAAACUCUCUCUGCUUAUUUCAAACCAGUUGCGUUGGUGUGGGCAAGUCUUUGAAGGAUCUGAUGCCAAUCUUUUGCUUUCUCAACUGGCUGCUUCUACCCUAUCAUCGCUUGAUCCUCCAUCAGCCAAUUGGCCAAGAGGUGUUAUACCAGUCUCAAAGGGCAGUCGUGCAGGCUAUCUACAGCCCAUUACAAGAACAAGUAUUGAAAUAUCAAGAAUAUGA